AUGUUUGAGGAACUGAUUAAGGCAAAAGCAAUGUUUUGGGUUUUGGUUCUGUUGAACUUUAUUGUUCUUAAUGAUGGGAUAACUUCAGAGGGAGCUUCAAGGCCUCAUGUUGUCAAUGUUGGAGCAAUUUUCAGUUUAAGCACUAUACAUGGUCAAGUUGCAAAUAUCGCCAUGAAAGCUGCAGAGGAUGAUGUAAACUCCGAUCCUAGCUUCCUCGGUGGUUCCAAACUGCGUAUAACGGCGUAUGAUGCUAAGCGCAAUGGAUUCCUCACCAUCAUGGGAGCAUUGCAAUUCAUGGAGACUGAUGCUGUGGCUAUCAUUGGUCCUCAGACAUCAAUAAUGGCUCAUGUCCUGUCUCAUCUUGCAAACGAGCUUAGCGUUCCCAUGUUAUCAUUCACAGCUCUAGACCCUAGCCUCUCUGCGCUCCAGUUCCCGUUCUUUGUCCAAACAGCACCUAGCGAUCUCUUCUUGAUGCGUGCCAUUGCGGAGAUGAUAACUUACUACGGUUGGUCUGAUGUGGUUGCGUUGUACAACGACGAUGACAACAGCAGAAACGGUGUAACCUCUUUAGGCGAUGAGCUUGAAGGAAGACGCUGCAAGAUCUCUUACAAGGCGGUGCUUCCUCUGGAUGUGGUGAUCACGAGUCCUCGUGAGAUCAGAGACGAGCUGAUAAAGAUUCAAGGGAUGGAAUCUCGUGUGAUCAUUGUGAACACAUUCCCUAGAACAGGUACGAUGAUCUUUAAAGAAGCUCGGAAGCUUGGCAUGAUGGAGAAAGGUUAUGUCUGGAUAGCUACAACUUGGUUGACGUCUCUGUUGGAUUCAGUUAAUCCUUUACCUCCCAAGACAGCUGAGUCUCUCAGAGGAGUGCUCACUCUUCGCAUCCACACUCAAGAAUCAAGAAAGAAGAGAGACUUUGUUGCACGGUGGAACAAGCUGAGUAAUGGAACUGUAGGGCUAAACGUUUAUGGACUCUACGCGUAUGAUACUGUGUGGAUCAUUGCUCGAGCUGUUAAGAGACUUCUUGAGAGCGGAGCUAACAUUUCCUUCUCCACCGACUCGAAGUUGACCAGCUUGAAAGGAGGGUCGUUGAAUCUAGGCGCGUUGAGCAUAUUUGAUCAAGGACAGCAGUUUCUUGAUUACAUUGUGAAGACAAACAUGCCUGGCGUUACAGGACCAGUUCAGUUUCUUCCGGACAGAUCGAUGUUCCGUCCUGCGUAUGACAUUAUAAACGUGGCUGGUGGUGGGUUUAGGCAGAUAGGGUACUGGUCUAACCACUCUGGUCUCUCUGUUAUACCUCCUGAGUCACUGUACAGUAAGCCUUCAAACCGUUCUAGCUCAAACCAGCAUCUUAAGAAUGUGGUUUGGCCUGGUGGGACUUCUGAAACGCCACGUGGAUGGGUGUUUCCUAACAAUGGGAGGAGGUUGAGAAUCGGUGUACCUAACAGAGCAAGCUUCAAGGACUUUGUGUCGAGUGUGAAUGGAAGCAACAGAGUGGAAGGGUAUUGCAUUGAUGUCUUUGAAGCUGCUAUUAAACUGCUUUCUUAUCCGGUUCCUCAUGAGUUUGUCUUGUUUGGAGACGGUCUCAAGAACCCAAACUUCAAUGAGCUUGUCAACAAUGUCUCUACAGGGAUGUUUGAUGCUGUGGUGGGAGACAUAGCGAUUGUUACAAAGCGAACAAGGAUUGUGGAUUUCACUCAGCCAUACAUUGAGUCAGGGCUUGUAGUGGUUGCUCCUGUCACAAAGCUAAAUGAUACUCCUUGGGCGUUCUUACGCCCUUUUACUCCUCCAAUGUGGGCUGUUACAGCUGCUUUCUUCCUCAUUGUUGGUUCAGUGAUAUGGAUUCUUGAACAUAGAAUCAACGAUGAGUUUCGUGGACCUCCAAGGAGACAGAUUGUUACAAUACUCUGGUUCAGCUUUUCGACGAUGUUUUUCUCACACAGAGAGAAUACAGUGAGCACACUGGGUCGUCUUGUGUUGCUCAUCUGGCUUUUUGUGGUUCUGAUCAUCACCUCAAGCUACACAGCGAGUCUUACUUCGAUUCUUACAGUGCAACAGCUAAACUCACCGAUCAAAGGUGUAGACACACUCAUCAGCAGCAGUGGACGUGUUGGGUUUCAGGUAGGUUCUUAUGCUGAGAACUACAUGAUUGAUGAGCUUAACAUCGCAAGAUCAAGACUUGUACCACUCGGCUCUCCUAAAGAAUACGCCACAGCUCUUCAAAACGGAACCGUCUCUGCGAUUGUCGAUGAACGUCCUUACGUUGAUCUCUUCCUCUCUGAGUUUUGUGGAUUUGCCAUCAGAGGUCAAGAAUUCACCAGAAGCGGCUGGGGAUUUGCAUUCCCGAGAGACUCUCCAUUAGCAGUUGACAUGUCAACUGCGAUCUUAGGUCUAUCAGAAACGGGACAGCUUCAAAAGAUUCAUGACAAGUGGCUUUCGAAAUCCAACUGCAGUAACUUGAAUGGUUCACAGUCAGAUGAUGAUCCAGAACAGCUUAAACUCCGUAGCUUUUGGGGACUCUUCCUUGUGUGUGGGAUUGCUUGUUUCAUCUCUCUUGUUAUAUACUUCUUCAAUAUAGUCCGAGACUUUUGCAACCACCACAAGGCUGAAGAAGAAGAAGAAGAAGCUACAGUACCUUCACCAGAAGCUAGAGCUCCUUCGCGUUCUAAAACAUUGCAGACGUUUCUAGCCUAUUUUGAUGAAAAAGAAGACGAAUCCAACCGAAGGUUGAAGCGUAAACGAAACGAUGACACGUCUGUAAAUUCUUCUAGACCAGUGUGA
Messenger RNA from Microthlaspi erraticum, 2778 nucleotides. Lineage: Eukaryota; Viridiplantae; Streptophyta; Magnoliopsida; Brassicales; Brassicaceae. The record is from the annotation of a GenBank genome assembly.